Messenger RNA from Ahaetulla prasina, 7144 nucleotides. It is a transcript of the gene AK4, whose product is annotated as adenylate kinase 4. Gene Ontology annotation, cellular component: mitochondrion; cytoplasm. Lineage: Eukaryota; Metazoa; Chordata; Lepidosauria; Squamata; Colubridae. Gene Ontology annotation, molecular function: AMP kinase activity; nucleoside diphosphate kinase activity; ATP binding. The coding region runs from base 309 to 980 and encodes 223 amino acids. The record is from RefSeq and is a predicted model, not a curated record. Gene Ontology annotation, biological process: nucleobase-containing compound metabolic process. The transcript has 6 exons.
GAUGUACCGAAGCGCCUGCUGCCGCUGCGCGCAAUUGGGCAGAGUAAUUGGGAACAGUUUGCCUUUGCGAAGCCUCUUGCUCGCUCUCUUUCUCUCGCUUCUCUUAAAGGCGCAGGCGGAACUGAGAAAGUCUCGUUUUUUCUUUUGGAUCGAACGGACGAAGAUCGCGAAUAUGUGAAACAAUCGGUCGACUAUUUUAAAAAACGCCAUUUUGCGGACUUUAUUCUUUUACCCCCCCACCCCCACCCCACUUUCUUAGGAUCUGUGCGCUUGCUUUCUGUUGCUCAGAGAAGCAGGGCUAGAUCGCAAUGGCUUCCAAGCUUCUGCGAGCCGUCGUCUUGGGUCCCCCGGGAUCCGGCAAAGGAACGGUGUGCGAGAGGAUCGCCAAGAGCUUUGGCCUCAAGCAUCUUUCCAGCGGGCAGUUUUUGCGGGAGAACAUCGGGGCGAACAGUGAUAUCGGUGUAAUGGCAAAGCAGCAUCUUGAGAAAGGUCUUUUGGUACCAGAUCAUGUAAUUACACAUGUAAUGAUGACAGAACUGGAAAAAAUGCAAACUCAGCCUUGGUUACUAGAUGGUUUUCCAAGGACAUUGGUUCAAGCUGAAGCACUUGACAGGAUAUGUGAACUGGAUCUAGUGAUAAGUUUGAAUAUCCCAUUUGAGACUCUUAAAGACCGACUUAGUGCUCGUUGGAUUCACCCAGCAAGUGGCAGAGUAUAUAAUAUGGAAUUCAAUCCACCUCAAACCCAUGGUAUUGAUGACAUUACUGGUGAACCAUUAAUCCAACGGGAAGAUGAUAAACCCGAAGCUGUUGCUGCUAGACUAAGAAAAUACAAAGAUGCUGCAAAGCCUGUAAUGGAAUUGUACAAAAACAGAGGGAUUCUUCACUCAUUCUCUGGAACAGAGACCAACAAAAUCUGGCCUUAUGUUUAUACUUUGGUAUCUAACAAGAUUCCUCCAAUCCAAGCAGAAGAAGCUAACUAAGCAUCUGUAAAAUGGGAAUAAGAAUUUUAUGUUGUUGAUUUUGGUCUUGUUUAUGACGUGCUGUAUCUGUGCUCUGCUCUUUUUUUUUUAAAGAGUAGCUAUUCUCUCAGAUUCUACUAGAGAAUAAUUGUAGAACUCCAUCUUCCAAUGAUCACUCUGUAUGGAAUUCUACUUCUUGGCAUAUAAAUACUUGUGCAUGGACUUCAAGCAAUUGUAAUUGAUAUGCAGAGGCAGAUACACCUGAGCAGUUCUGUAGAAUCCAUUGUCCAGCUACAUUUAGAUCUUCUCUGUAUUCAGUGUGCAUUUUCAUGGAUCCUUAAUCUAACACUCCAUUUAAAUGGAAACACACAAUAUCUAGGUGUAUCUUCAAUGCGGUAUAAGCACUGUGCAAAAUACAUGCAUUCAGUCAAAUAAUGUCUGUUUUGAGUACUUAAAAAACCGAGAAGAAUCAUGGCGAAUUCAAUCUCUUGGAAGAGGACCUUAGAUAAAUAUCUGUUAUAAAAUGCUGCUGUAUAAUAAAAUUAGACUUUUAAAUUUGAAUGGCUUUAGGCCUUUCUUUGUUGAAGAGCAAGCCUGUUCUAAUUCUAAGAACAGUUGCACUACAUGGUUAGUAGUUUUAAAACUUUGAUUUUAUAAUAUAGUAUAAAACCAGUCACUAAAAGUGCAAUAUCUCAGUUUUUUUGCUCCUGUAAAUUUGUCCCAAUUAGCCAUCAACCAGGCAAAUGAUUACAUGGGCAAACAUAAGUCAGACCCAGUUGGUUGUUGAUGUAAUAAGUAGUAAAAAUCUAUUGCUGUAGAGGUGGCGAAAUAGAUAUUUGCAGUUCUAUGACUGCAUUUUAGAAUUGUAACUCUUAAAGCUUGGUCACAUGUGCAAAAGAUGUACAUCAAGAGUAUGACUUAAUUUAAUAACAAGAAGGGAGACUUCUGACUUUACUGCCUAUAUUUCCAGCAUCCUCUUCUUUUCCUUGCUAAUUGCUUCAUCAGCAUCUGACUGAGACUGCAGGUAAAAGAACGCUUUGGAUGAGUAAAAACAGAUCUAUCUACUGCAGGGGUGUCAAACUCAUGUUGUCAUGGUGGCGUCCCAUGACAUAUUGGGACUUUUUCCCACUUUGGGUGUGGGCAGCGUGUGAUGCAUCCAGCCCGCGGACCAGGAGUUUGGCAGCCCUGAUCUACUGUGAAUCUAUUCCUUAAUAUUCACUCUACUUUUACAAUGUUGCUCUUGAGUUUAUAUGCUGCGAUGGUGCAGUUAAUGUGAGUAUUGAUCAAAUUCCUGCCAGCCGAUUUUAAAUCAACAGUUGAACAGAUAUAUUUAACUUUUAGUGUGUUUGUUCAAACUUAUCUUUUCUCAAGGGAUCAAUUUCUACUCUGCAAUGAAUAUGAGAAAAUUGGGGCUCUGCUGUAGGAAUCUCUAUGGUUUUUGUAGGAUUCAACAUUAUUUUUUUGAUAGAUGGUGCUAAUGGUCCUUGUUGGCCCAUGUUGUCCUCGGGAGAGUAGUCCUAAAAUAGUCUAUAGGAGAUAUAAAAACAGCAUAAAUUUGCUAAAUUGUCGCAAGUUGCCUUAUUUUAUACAGUAGAAAAGGGAUGAGGAGAAGUGGAAAUGCAUUUGAAUAAAUUAGUCUUUUACUGAAUUGUUAUUUUUUCUUGAUGCUUUUGAUAUCAAAAUUAUGCUUUUUGAUGCAAUAGAAUUAACUUCCACAAAUAAUGCCAUUUUUUAUGCAUUCCUACAAACACACAGUAUAUAUUAGCUGAUACUUGGGGGUGGAGUGGGGGGGGAGGGAAUGGCAAUUGCAAUUAAUAUUUUCAAAAUUGAAUUGGCAAAGCCCCAGUGUUAGUAUAGUACUGUGAUGGCAAACCUAUGGCACACGUGCCACAGGUGGCAUGUGUAGUCAUAUCAGUGGGCACGCGAGCUCAGCUCCGGCGCAUUUUCAGGUCUUCUGGGCCCACCAGAAGUAAGGAAACAGGCUGUUUUCUGCCUCCUGAGGGCCUCAGGGUGGUGGGGAAGACCUAUUUUUCUCUCUCACCUGGCUCCAGAGCCUUUCUAGGAGUUUGGGGAGGGUGAAAACGGCCUUCCCCACCCAUACGGAGGCCCUCCGGAGGCCAGACAUAGCCCAUUUACCAACUUCCAGUGGGACCGGAAGGCCCGUUUUUUACUGUCCCCAGCCUCCAGAGCCUCUCUAGGUGUCUGGGGAGAGCAAAAAUGGCCUUUCCCACCACCCUCCGGAAGCCCUCCGAAGGCCAGAAACAGCCUGUUUGCCAACUUCCAGUUGGUCAGUGAUGGCUAACCUUUUUGCCAUCGCGUGCCAUAGUACAUUUCAAACUGUUAACUAUAAGCACUUUGUGUAGUUAUUUUUUAACCUUUCUGCAUUAACUUUAUGCAGGAAGAUAUGCUACGACACCAGUUCAUUUUUUAAAAAUAUUUUUACAAGUUUAGGGUGAAGAUCUGAACCAAAUCAUAUACUGUAAGCAUAUUUUUUUAAGUAUACUUACAAAUCUUCCACGAUUAGAAAACUUGUUCCAUCUAUAACUACCAGAGCUUGGUUGCAAUAAUUAAAUGAUCGUUAGAUAUCAGCAGAUGAAGAAAAAUUACAACUCCUUGCUGCUUUCUAGUAGCAGUGCAGAUUUUUGAGUCUAGAUCAGGUACCCUUUCCUAUGAAGAUCUUCAUAUUGGCCUUGUAAUGAUAUAACACUCAUUUGAGAAAACAUACAUUACUACAUUAUAUAAGACAAUAGAAGGAACUUGGCUUUCAUUUUUGUAAGACAUUUAUUUUUACACAAAGCAUUAAGAGGGAGAACCAGGCUGCCAUCCUAUGUUCAUACUUGCCCAGGAGCAAGUUUUCUUGAGUUCUGUGGAUCUCAUAAAUUGAUAACGUAUGGUAUUGUCCACUUGCCUUUAUAAACUUUACACACAGAUACUGUUACCAAUACACUAUUUUGUUACUUGUUAAAAUUGAUUUAAAGAAGUACUCAAGCAAUUACUUAUGUGUGAGUGUGCAAAUGCAAGUUUUUUUUGCUGUUGCAGUCGUUGUUUUCACAGAGUAAUUGAAGUAGAAGCCAAAACAUUAAGAGCCAUUGCAUCACAGGAGAGUAUUCUCAAACAUUUACAUUACGACGCUUGUGCUCAUUGCACAGUGUGCAUGAAGUCUGCAAGAGUCAUAUAUAUGUCAAACUUGUAGUAUGAUCUACUUCAAAAGCAAAGUCUUGCUUUUGGCUGAUAGCUACUUCAGCAUAUCACUGCAAUUACCAUACUUUCAUUUAUCACUGUCAUUUAACUCUCAAGCAUACUGUUGAAUUUUUAUCUGUUUUAUACAGUGAACCACAGGCCUCUGUGGCUCAGACUGGUAAGACAGUCUGUUAUUAACACAGCUGCCUGCAAUUACUGCAGGUUCUAGUCCCACCAGGCCCAAGGUUGACUCAGCCUUCCAUCCUUUAUAAGGUAGGUAAAAUGAGGACCCAGAUUGUUGGGGGCAAUAAGUUGACUUUGUAUAUAAAUAUACAAAUAGGAUAAAGACUAUUGCUAACAUAGUGUAAGCCGCCCUGAGUCUUCGGAGAAGGGCGGGAUAUAAAUGCAAAUAAAAUAAAUAAAUAAAUAAACCUUUAAAAACAUUGCCUUUUUAUUCCAUGCUGCAUUGCCAUUUGCUCUUAUUUUUUGAAUGAUGUAUAAGCAUUUAUAUGAAGCAAUGGUUGUUGUCAUAUUAUUAUGGAAGACUGAACAUGUCUGAAACCAGCCCAAGGUUUUUACUUUGUAAUGAAAAAUAGAAUGCCGUUUGGAUUGGUGCUAGUUUACAAAUUGGUUAUUCUGAGUGCUUCAAUGUCCCUGACAAUUCAUAGAUUGAAGAUUCCAUAUAUGUAGGUACAACCCAUCUGCUGUAUUUUAACAUGACUGGUUUUAGAACUUCUUACGAAAACAAAUUACCCAUCACAGUAUAUAUUUGGAAAUACAGCUUUUCAAAGGUAUUUUGGCAUUCUUUUAAAAGACCUUUUCCACCAAAUUCCAUUAACUCUCACUGAUGGUACUUCAGGAAGUUAUUUCCUUGAUGCGAUCAGUAAGUGAAAUUCAAAGCAUUACCCUUGCUGCAGUUUUAUAAAGUUUAGAAAUUUCAAUGUAAGUAGCAUAUUUAAGAGGAAAAGGAAACCCUGUAUGGAUAUAUUAUGUAUAUCUUAACUCUUUUGAAGAUAACAAAGCAUUGGCACAAUAAGAACAUUUGGGCAGCUAUAGUAAUCAAAUCAAUACAAUAAUAAACAAGAUAUGUUUAUUGCAGCUUUUCACUAUAGAAGGUAGGUUCACUUUCUGCUAACCUACUCCUGCUCAAUGUCUAAUGUAACCAUGGAAGUAAUGAUAAAAUCCUCUCUAGUUUCCCAGAGUGUAGAUUUCAGUUACUCUUUCUGGAGAAAGCUCUCUUUGUUGGUUUCCGUGAUAGGUUUAUACAUUGCACUAAAUCAAGGUAUAAUGGCCUGGUUCAAAUCUAACCAACCUUAAGUCAUAAUGGGUGAAUUCACAUAUCUUAGCCCCAAGCAAGCAUUUGGUUUAGCUUUCUACUUUGCCACAAACUUUUUUCUGCUUGGUGUCUAAUUAUUGUCAGUCGAAUAUGAGCAUGGACCUUAAAUGUAAGGCUGGGUAUUCACAUUUUUUCUAUGCUCCAAGCACAUAGUGAAAAUAACAUAAUGCCACAAGGGAUUUGUGAUUUUCUGAAGAAAGGAUGGACAGUGUUCUGAUAUUAGGUGGAUUAUUAAUUUGAACGGAUUCUAUAUUUCCAACCAUUGUCAUUCUGUAUAUCAUAAUAGCUAUAUCAUAAUAGCUUGAAGAAAAAUCUUCCAAAGAGACUUACGAAGUGAUAAAAUAAGUUUCAUUUGGAAGAAUGAAAUAAGGGAAUCCCAGUACGUAUAUCACUGGAUACUGUGACAGCAUGUAAUGUCCUUUGUUAAUCUUGAAAAGCUAACUAGAAUCUGACCUGCUUAAUGGUUAGAUAGGAGAUCAACAUGAUAUGGCUGUAGGCUAGUUUGGGAAGUUGGAAAAGCCUACUGAAAGAAGGCAAUAGUAAACAUCUAUCUUCCAAGCAAAGGACAUGGAUAUUCCAUCAAGUCAUCCACUGUUGACUUUUCCUUGAAGGAGAGUAUUUACAUUUAGAUAUUAGAAGAGAAUAGAAGCAUUCUUCUGACUCUGUAAGUCUCCAAAAUUCAUAUUUGGCUUAGGGCCUGGGUACUUACGGGACCGCCUGCUGUUACCUCAUGCCUCCCACCGACCCGUACGCUCUCACAGAGAGGGACUUCUCAGGGUGCCGUCCGCCAAGCAAUGUCAGCUGGCGGCCCCCAGGGGAAGGUCCUUCUCUGUGGGGGCUCCCACACUCUGGAACGAACUUCCCCCGGGUUUACGCCAAAUACCUGACCUUCGGACCUUCCGCCGCGAACUGAAGACACAUCUUUUCAUUCGCGCGGGGCUGGCUUAAAUUUUAUUGGUUUUAAAUUUUCUAUUAUUAAUUUUAAGGGGUUUUUAGUUUUAUAUAUUUUAAAGUUUUUAGGCCAAUCAUAAAAUAAGUUUUUUAAUUUGUAUUUUAAUUGUAUAUUGUAUUCUCUGUUUUACCUUGGCUGUACACCGCCCUGAGUCCUUCGAGAGAAGGGCGGUAUAAAAAUCAAAUAAAUAAAUAAUAAUAAUAUUUAUGGCAAAGAGGUAAUCUAUUUAACACAUAUUGCUCUAUGAAUCUUCUGCAAGUGUAUGUAAUUAAGUGCAUCAAAAUAUGUUACAGGAUUAAAAUACCUAGUUGGCUCUGAGUUGUACACAUGUCAAGGUUCCAAGUAACACCCCAAUAUUGGAAUAUUCCAAUAUAUGGAAUAUUCAGAUGCUACUGUCUUCUUGUGAUACCUUUCCCCCAAAAUUAUUAUCUUCUGUAAUUUACCAUCAUUUUCACCUCACAACGUCAGCACCUUACUGUGAAUCGGAUGUGUUUUUUAAACUCAGUAAUUGUUAUAUAAUGACUGUAUAAUGAGAUCAUAUUGGAACUUGGAUGUUCUUUGGUUAGACAAGUGUUGUAAACAAUUUUUGUCUAGAAUAACAUCAUGGGAGAUGCGGUUUAUUUCUGCAUUGCAUAGCCUUCUCUCCACUCCCUCCAAAUAUUCCAUAUAGUCACUGUAUUAACAUUUGUUGUGUGAUAAUAAAUUAUCUUUAAUUUA